UCAGUGUUGACAAAGCCUCACUGGUGUGCGGGUCGCGUCUCUUUCUGCUCUCUGUGUUUCAUCAACUAAGGAUGAUGAGUAAAUGACCCGGUGAAAGCCCAAGUGGUGGAAGGUGGCUGGUGCCACUGGAGGGCUACAUGGACCACUCUGCUUCAGAGCUGAACACUUCUUGCAGCCCUUCUGAGAGCAGUAAUGGAAGCCCAGCACACAAGAGAGCCAGGGGACGGGUUCGAGGGUUGCCUCGGCUACUGGCAAUUAAUGCACUGGUGUGCGGGGUUGAGAUUGUCUCCAGUGCUGCCUUCACAUACAUCCCUCCACUAUUGCUUAAAGCAGGAUAUACAGAAACUGUCAUGACAAUCAUCCUCGGCAUUGCUCCCUUCCUGGACAUGAUGACUGUGCCCCUCCUUGCCGAGUGGAGUGACAGAUGCACCUCAGUGUUGGGACGGAGACGGCCGUUCAUAAUGUUUCUCUCUAUCGUGUUACUUCUCUCCCUCAUCCUUGUCCCGUAUGGACCCACCAUCACCACCAUUGUCACAGGAAAUAGUUCUCCCAGGAUAAAUAUGGUUAUUUUGGCUGUUGGAGUAAUACUUCUGGACUACAGUUACCAAGCACUGUUCAAUCCCUGUGAAUCUCUCUUAUCUGAUUUGAUGGCCACUGCACCAGAAUGGGAACAGACUCGAGGCUUCACUGUUUACUCGGCUGGUAUCUCACUCGGAUGCAUCUUGGGAUACCUCAUUGUAUCUAUCGACUGGUCAUCAGCUGGUUUUCCUCUCUCACAAGAACAAACAUCAUUUUCAGUAAUAUUUAUCAUGUUUUUGCCAUGUCUAUUUCUGACCCUAUUUUGUGCUAAAGAAAAGCCUUACCGUCGGACUAUAAAUUUUUCACUUCAGCCCGGUGAAGGAGGGAUUCUACUCCGAAAGGCUGUGACUUCUGACAAUGAUAUGUUAUUGGUGAAAAAAUUGAAUCCGUCAGUUACUAUCCAAGAUGAAAUGACAGUUCUUGAUUUGACUAGUGAUAGUACAACUUAUACAAAAGACCAUCCUUCAGAUGGAGGUUAUGAGAGUGGUUCUAGUGAAACGGAUGACACGGCACCGCUCAUUCUUCCCUCCUCCGAGAUGUUCAAGUGGAGGUACCAAAUGAUCAUUCAUCAUGUCAGCCGUUUACCUAAGAUUACUUUACAAAAACUCUUUAAUAGUGUACUUCGUUUAUUAUGGAAAAUAAUAAAGAUUUUAGUUUAUUUACCAUAUCAGAUAAUUAAAUUACCAUUGGACACGUGGAAACGAGUCAGCAGUGCUCCAAAUGUCCUACGCCGUCUUUUCUUAUCGGAAUUGUUUGGAUGGAUGGGAUUUAUGUGCCACAACAUGUUCUUCACUGAUUUUGUAGGGCAGUACAUGUAUGGAGGCUUGCCUGAUGCCCCAGAGCACACUACACUGGCAGUUUUAUAUGACGAAGGAGUCAGAAUGGGAUCAUGGGGCCUUUUCCUCCACAGCCUUACUGCAUGUCUGUAUGCCUUCUGUAUUCAGCAACACAUUGUACGUCUGGUGGGUCACCGUACAGUGUACAUUGGGGGUCUCUUCAUCUUCACCGUCACCAUGGCUGCAACGAUGAUAUCUCCAACAGUUACUUUCCUUAAUAUUGUAACAGCGAUGUCUGGGGUAGGAUUUGCUGCUCUCACAUCAACACCCAACAUGUUAGUCACGCUCUACAAUUCUGACAGACAGUUAUACCUGUGGGAUGCUACCACUUUAGAAGGCGGCGAGGAAAGAGGACUUGGUACUAAUGUAGCCGUGUUGGACACUGCAUAUUUUCUAUCCCAAUUAGUUUUGUCAAUAUGCGUCGGGCCUUUGGUAGAUUUGACAGGUUCUGCACUGCCAUAUAUGAUAGUGGCAACAUUAUCUGGAAUAGUCUCUGUGUACUGUGGUUCACGUGUGGUCUUCACCGAUGUUCACUUGAAGCAACUCAGGGCUGGAGCCUUUUAAUGUGCUGACUUUUGUGGCCUUAGUCUUUGUGAUUAAUUAAAAAGUUUUGAACUUCACUGUAAUUACUGUUGUGCCAUUUUUUCUUGGGUAGCAUACAAAAAAAUGUUAUUAAAUAUUUGUACCUGUAUUUAAAUAAUGCCUGAAUAAAACGUGUGAAUAUUUGCACUGCGGAACUGAAUUUUUUUAUAUUUAUGGUUUAAAAACUUUGGCAUGUGCAAGAUUUCACAGUGUAAGCAUGGAAUUAAUGCAGUACAUUAACUUAAUUGUAUAAUUUAGUGACGAUAAUCACAACCAUCUUUCAUGUAAUGCAUUUUAUAAGCACAACAAAAAUAUAAUCAUGGAAGUACACUAUUGAACUGCACUGGUUAACAAAACAAAAAGUUGCCUUGUCUCUCUCUGUUAAGCAGGUGGCUAAGUGUAUCACACUAACAUUCUACUCUUCUUAAGAUUCUCUGAAACUCUUGACAAUCAAGUCCUCUUUUGCAUAUGUCAUUGUGUGAUUCUGGUCAUGCACAGCCAGCAUUCACUUUUCAUCUUUGUUUUAAUAAAUAUGUGCGUUAAAUGCUGCUACGUAUCAUGAUAGCUGUGCAUGUGCAGUACACUCAUUUCAUUGGCUCAUAAUUCAUACAAAUUUUGUUAUUCAUACUCAAUUUUUUUUUCUGUUUAAAUCCAUAUGACAAUUUUGUUAAAAGACAUUUAAGUUGGAAUAUUUUAUACCGUUGGUCAAUGAUAAAACUGCAAAAGUUCUAUUUUUGUUUUAAACUGUGUUGGUUUAUAUUAAAUAUUCUGGCUCUAAUUAAUUGUUGGUAUUAUAAAGUAAACUUUGGCUCACAUUUGUUUUUGUUGGAUUAUGACACAAGGUGUUAGUUCAUUGGUUAAUUCUACCACACUAGUUUGUUUGGUUGAAUUAUAUACUGUAUUAUGCUUUAUUUUGAUAGUUCAUGUUGUUGGAUAUACAAUAAGUUUUGCCAUAAUAGUUUGUUAGUUAAUUAUUCAGUAAGCUCUGCCAUAGUUCUUCUUUAAUUAAAUUAUUAAAUUUGUUCUGCGUCAUUGUAUUUGAUCAAAUUAUGCAUUAAGUUUUACCAAAACAGAACAGUUAUCAUUGUGUAUUAUUUGUGUAUUAUAAUAUUACCUUUUCUCUACAUUUUUGGCAUAUGUUUUUUUACUUAAUAAUUAUGGCAACUAGCUGCAGUGUGAUGAUAGUUUAGUUUGCCUAAUUAAGAGUUUAAAUUAAAAUUCUUUCUAGUCAUAUCUUGUACUGCUGGCAUUAAUAUUAUCUUACCCACACCCACUUUCUUACUCCAGACACACUCGCACACAAAACCUCACAUGGUGUAUGUUGCAUAUUUUCAGAUUUGUGUCGCAUCUAUAUGUCACACAUUUUGUUUCAUCUUUUUCCACUUUCAAUAGUCUUUUCAGCUUAUUCAGUACAGUGCUGUACCUGGGUAACCUUCAUUUAUUUUUACAUGUUAAUAAAUUACCUACUGACCAUUGUAAGUGAAUGUCUGUUGCUUUAUUUUUUAGGUAGCUAAACUAAUUCGUAACUCAUAAUGUUGGAUCUUUGAAAAUGAAAGGUAGCAGAAGAGAGCAGUUUUAGAUAUACAAUCCUGUGUAAUGUAUUCGAGUUUGGGUGACAUCAUUCAAUGAGUUUAGUGUUUUUUAUUUAAUAUAGGCUUGGUUACAGCAGUUAUUUAUUGGAAAUGUUAUGACGUAUCAUGAUAACUGAGACAAGGCCUGGAGCAGAGUGUUCGAGAGAGGCUUGGGGUAGAGAGCUCGAAUGCAGCAGGAUCAGUGAGCUUGAAUGCGGGAAUCCUUUAUGCUGCUACAUUAGUGUGUGUAAGCAUCAUUAUGCUUCCACAUAUAAACUUCUCCACCCACCACUAGGUACAUUUCAUGAAACUGCAAAUGUUCAGCCAGGUAAAUAUUAUGAAACAUUAAGAUAUUGGAAGGGUUUUGAGUAAAUGCUCGGGUACACUCACAGGAAAUAAUGCUGGGCAGACAGUAACAUUUAUAUGUAAAUGGAUAUUAUUUUUUACACAACUUGAUAGGCUUUAUUACUGUUUGUGACUAUUUUUAAUUCUGACAAAUUUACAGUAUCUGCAAAAUCAUGUAAGUUUUUAUCUUUUGAUGUGUUCAAUUUGUUUUUCUCCUGUGCCUACCAAUUUUAUGAAGCCUCUCAUCAAUGAAAUCUUUUGAAUCUUGCUCAGUUUGCUAGAGAAUGAAAACAAAAUUUUCUUUAUGAUCACUAACCAUCAAUUCACAAAUUAGUAACAUUUGUAAAGAUUUUAAUGAUAAGUUUUAAUUGCUUCUGGAACUGUUCAAAAUUAUUUAAUAUUUUGUCACCUGUAGCAGAAAUUCCUGUAGACCUAUAACUUAACACAUUCAGUUGAAUUUACUGUAAUUAUACAAAAGUACUACUAUAAUUUUUUUUUUUUUUUAUAAAACCAUAAAUUUGCUGUCAUAAGAACAUAAAAAUGAAGUUAACUGCAGAAGUCUUUUUGGCCCAUACAAGGCAGCUCCUAUUUCUAUCUCCCCAAUCUCGUUCAUAUACAUGUCUUAACCUACACUUGAAACAAUUGAGGGAUCCUACUUCUAUUAUGUUAUGCGGUAAUUGGUUCCAUAAAUCAACAACCCUGUUACCUAGCCAGUAUUUACCCAUAAUUUAUAUUUUUGUCAUAAUUUAAUUUUAUAUUCACAUGAUACACUUGUUAAUACUUUGAAAGUAUUAACAUAACACAACCAAACAUUUUUUUAAUACAGUACUCAGCAAAUUAUUGCCCAAUUUUAUCUAUUCAAUGCUCUUAUCAUUAGUACUUUGCAAUAUAAGCCUGCAGUCUUUAAAGCACAUCAUUAUAAUUCAUAUAUGAUAAUUUUUGAAAUAUAUAAUAAAUACAUGAUUGAAAGCUUAUGGCAUCUUUUGGUAAAAUUGGAAUUUUUAAUAUCCAAUGUGUAGUUCCAAAAUACAGUAUAUCUUUGUUAUUGUUGUACAUUUUGUAUUAAGAUAAAUAUAUAUUUUUUUGCUGUGAGUUACUUGUAGAUAUGAGAUGUUAAAUAACUAAUUCCUUGGAUGAUAGCCAAUGAAGGCAGUAAGGAAUUACUGUAACUGUAUGUAGCAUGCUGAAUGUUAGUCUUCCACAGGUGUCAAACAUGCUUUCUCUGUACUGGCUGGCUUAAAACCUGUAAAUACUAUGUUUUCUGAUAACUUUUAAGCUGGUGACUAAGGAGCAUGUGAUUAUACAGUAAAAACAUAUGUCUGCAAUAUAGUAGCCUAAUACAUUAUUUCUCAAGAUAUUUCAUUUUAUAGCAUUUUGUUUUGGUAAACUGGACAUAACUGAAUUGAGGUUAUACAUUAACAGAGUACUGUACAUGUUGUUUCUUAUGGGAUUUCAUAUUUAUAUUAUGCAUUGUUAAUUGAUAAAUCAUGUUGAAUUUGGGGUCAUCUAUCUAGUGAUGGAAACAUUGGUCACCAAGCUCUUUUAAAUACAUUUUUUCCAACCACAAUGAUUAGCAAGGUUGAGAAUAACUCUUCUGUACAUCUCGCAUUUCUUAAUACAUCUUUCCUGUAUUCCCAGCCAUCACAAAAUAUACUUCUGCCUUAGUGAUAAAACUACUUUAGAUACUAGAGAAGCAAGUGUCAUCUUAUAUAUAUUGCCAACAUCUUCCUAUAGGUUUAUCUAGAUUUCUACAGUAAUUAGAAUUACAAAUUGAGGAAUGUUAAUCUACCUUUUUCUCUAUGUACCUGCCCAAAAAUGGGAGGUAGACCUAAAGUAUUACUCCAUGUUCAUCCAUUAAUAGUCCAUCUGUACAAAAUUUAAUUAAAAGAUGGUAAUAAUAGCUUGAUGCAUAUUUAUGGGGCUUGAUACUGCGAGAGGCCUGGAAUUCAGAGCCUGGCAACAAAUCGGAGUACUCCAAAUGAAUUCAUUAUUUUAUUUUUUUUAAUUCAGAUAGAAAUGAGGACUAAAAUGUUAUACCAAGCAAGAAACCCAGAUUUAUUAGUUUGUGGUUGACUUGCCAACUCUAAUAAAAGUUUGGGUUUGAGAUUUCUGACGAGUGAAAAAAUCAAUUUGGUUAAUUUUUUACUUUGAGUAAAAAAAAAAAAUUGCCCAAUUCAAAUGGGAGUGGACUCCAUGCAAUUUCGAUUACUAAGUGCAGACAGUACUUACAGACAGUAGGUAUCCCAGCCAGACAAGGCCUGGCUGGGGACUACAUUUCAGCCAAAUGACUUCAUCCAUUGAUAUUGUUUCUAAUUUGAAUCUGUUAAAUAUACUGUACCAUUGAAAUUGGCAAAUUUGUUUUGCAAUUCAUUCUGAAAAUCUUAAUGCUCUUCCUAAUCUUCCAGAUUAAGGAAGAGCUUGUCAAGGAAGAGCAAAAAUCUUCCAGAUUUUUUUGUGACAUUGAAGCCAUAAUGUAAUGUAGAAAGUUUAUUUGAACAGAGGGAAUAGUUGUGCUCUUGAGAAAGUUACACUUUAGUUCAGAGACUUUUGAAGGUGUUAUGUUGGAUCACAGGUAACAGUUGAUAUAGUUAAAUUUAAUGUGAAAUUGUUGUUUAUCUCCCUGAUUUUUUAUCAGUUAGGUUGACUAGUUUUUGGAGUCUUAUCAAACCUGUGGACUGAACGAUCCAGUGCCCUUGCUUACUGAAUCUUGUUUCAUACCUCCUAGGGUGUGGAUAGGCAAACACUCCUCCCAGUACUUGGUGCUAGUCUCUGGCUUGGUGCCUUCUUUUGAUAAUUACUUACUCUUCCCUAGUACAUAUUGUCUAAACUGAACUAUGGUUGCCCCACAUACUCAUUGGCAUUGUUUUAACCCAAUAUCAUCUGUAUACUUUGUAUAAUACAAGCUUGGGCUUCAGAACAGGAGGCCUGUAAUUGUUCAUGAACCCAGAGCUCAUUCCAUAGCGCUUUCCCAAGACACCAUUUCUUAAAAUAUUUGAAGUGCUGUACUUUUUUUUUUUUAAUCAAGAAUGCAAUCAGGGCAAUAUUUAAAUUUUAAAUUAUGGAAAAAUAUGAAAAUAGACAAACUUUUUUUUUUUAUGUGUUUAUGUUUAAGCUGUACAUAUAUAUAGAAGCACUGUACACCAACAGCUAUGUACUGUAUUACUAAUGUAUAAAGUAUAAAAAAAAAUGGGUUGCCCCAUAAGAUUGACAAUUAGAUGUUAUACUGUUACUGUGUGAAGACAUGUUAUUAAAAGGCAUGUUAAUGUGGAUGGAGAUAUGAUGACCAAACCACAAAUCAGAAGAUGGAGAAAAGACAUUUCAGUCCAUCCUGGACCACACAUGACUUGAUAACUGUCCAGGCCAGACUGAAACGUUGUCGUUUCUCCAUCUUCUGAUGUGUGGUUCGGUCAUCAUGUUAAUGUGGAUUUGUUUCCCUGUGGUUAUUUAUAAACACAACACACCACGAGGCUAUUUUUGUAUUGAAUAUACUGUACAUACAAAAAUAUUCAGUUCAGAAAAUGGUAGUGAAGAUAGCUUUCUUUUAACUUAUUCGUGUAAAUUUAUGGUAACGGUGAUGAAUUCUGACCUGACAUUGUUUUAAAGCUGCUGUCUCAGUUCAUUAACUUUAAAGUAAACAUACUUUACACAUAGUACAUAACUUCCAAGAAUCUCAUAAUCCAACAUCGAUCAAACAAACCAUGCACUUGAAAAUAGGCAGCUCUCGAUGCUCUCAUUCUUCUUGAAACCGAUCUUGAUAUUACCUAAUCACCUGAAGAUAAUAUCUCUUCAUUACUCUUCUUGUCCCUACUACUUCAUCUCGGUAUGGAGUAGGGUAUUGUAUAGUACAUAUUUCAUUUGUUUAUAUCUUCAGUUACUCCCAUAUCUAAACCUCCACCUAUGUGAUGUGCUUUCUGUUCUAUUGUUUAUCUAGGUUAAUUGAAACUUCUCACUUUGGAAUCUAUGCCCCCAGAUAGUAGUAUAUAUUAUAAUGGUGGCCAACAUUGCAGUGAACAAAAAAAUUCAAGAACUUGUAGGAGCUUGGGUAAAGAUAUGGGAUGUAAAGGAGUAAUUAGGUAGAACAUGUGGCAGACAUUUGGCCGCCAUGCAAUGUUAAACCGAUGGAAAGCAUUAUCCAGUAUUUGUUGUUCAGACUUGGGCUGUAUUGUGGUGCAUCAUGUUUUUGUUUACUCUGGAUAGGCUAAACUGGUCUAUUUCUGUAUCUGUUAGAUAUUUAUAAUGUCUUGUGUAGUAAUAAUGUACUUAACUUUUUUAGUUAUUGACAGGCAUUAAAUAUUUUAGUUCUUAUAGUGCACUUUUAGAUUUUAUUUUCAAGGCACAAUUUUUCUGUGGAGACUCAAGUUAAGUGUACGUGUUUGUGUUUUAAAACAUUCUAGAAUGUUCAUCAGUUUCUUUAAAAAGCUUUUAUAAAUUAAUUGUUUUUGUUCUUAAAAGGUUGUAUGUGUUAGGUAAUAAUUUCUGCAAAAUUUGUUUAAUGUUGACUGCUGUUUUUAAAUGUUAAUUUUUCAAUAUUUUACAAAUUAAAGAAUGAAAAGUAUAAUAUAUAAAAUGUAGUUUUUAUUUAAAAAAGCCUGUAAUAUUGUUAGGACAAUCAGAUUAGUAAGUGCAGCAGAAGUGUAUUAUUUUGACUAAUUCUAAAUAAAAUUUAUUAGCA
Procambarus clarkii (red swamp crayfish) is the source of this 8585-nucleotide messenger RNA. Its product is annotated as solute carrier family 45 member 3. The record is from RefSeq and is a predicted model, not a curated record. Gene Ontology annotation, molecular function: sucrose:proton symporter activity. Gene Ontology annotation, cellular component: membrane. Lineage: Eukaryota; Metazoa; Arthropoda; Malacostraca; Decapoda; Cambaridae.